AUGCUGGCGUGGGGGCGGGGGGCAAAAUGGAGCGGAGGCCGAGCGGAAAGCCGGGUCGCUGAGGGCCGGCGCUAGCGUGCGAGGGGGUGCCCGUGGAUGAGCGCGGUCUGAGGGGGAGCGGCGGCGGCAGCGAGCGGCAGGCCUCAGGCCUCGAGCUUCGGGCCGUAGGCCUCAGCUGCAGCCUGGGCUUCGGGCCCGGGCCAUGGCCGAGUUCGCGCUGCCGCGGCAUAGCGCGGUGGUGGAGCGGCUCCGCAAACGCAUUGAGCUGUGCCGCCGCCACCACUCGGAGUGCGAGGUCCGCUACGAACAUGCCGCGGCCGAGCGCCUGGAGCUGGAGCGGCAACACAGCCUGGCGCUGCACCAGCGCUGCCUACAGACCAAGAACAAGCGGGCGGCCAAGCAGCGGCCGCAGCCCCCGGCCCCCGCGCCGCCACCUCAGUCACAGCCCGGCUACACCGACAGCCCGCAGCCCGCCGCCGACCAGAGCCGGAGUAGCACCCUGCAGGCGCUUCAUGAGCGGGUGAAAAGAAAAUUGAAAGCCGACGGUUCUCCUCUGAAUGGAGAUCAGCUGAAUGGGUUUGUGGACGGGAGCUAUUUGGGGACCAAGAAGCUCCAAUUGAAUGGGGAAUUUGUGGUUAAUGGCUCCUCCAAUGGGAUGCCAUCUAUGUCUCCACUCCACCCAAGGGAAAAAAGGUCUGUUGCCAGGGAUGGAACCCAAGGCAAUGGGAAUCUACCUAUAAACUUGGACAACUUGAAGAAGGAAUGUCUUCCGGAUUCCAAUGUGCAGAUGAACGGAAACAGUGAUGGUGUUGAUGGCUUCACUCUUAUUAAAGAGCUGAAGCAAGAACCAUCUCUGGAUUUAGCUUGUGUCAACCCAUCAGGUACUUCUCUCUCCCAGAACAACAUGUUCCCGGAUAUUAACUUGAACGAACAAGAAUGGCAGGAGUUGUUUGAUGAAUUAAAUCGUUCAGUGCCAGAUCAAGAUAUACAGGAUCUUUUCAAUGAGGAUUUUGAGGAGAAGAAGGAUAUUGAACCAACUGGUUCUGAUCAGACCUCCUUAUCAGACAACAUCAUUAUAAAAACCGAGUUUUCUCCAUCCUCAUUUGAGCAUGAACAAACAGGAUCUCCGCAGCCUAGGCCAUCUCCCUCAGGACCUUCAUUCUCGAGCGUGUCUUUAGCUUCUGUGACUACUGCCCCAUCAGUCUCCCAGCCAGUUGCACAAGCCACGGGGCCGACUCCUGCAUGCCCAAGGCCUACAUCUAGUGUUCUCCUGCCUGGCAACCCAGCGAUGUCCUUAGAACGCUCUCAUGCGCAGCAGCUCCAGCAGAUGGCUGCCAACCAGAAGCAGAGGGCCCAACUCAUGCAGAAGCAGCAGGUACAACACUCCUCGCCCAACCAGGUCCAGAACUGGUCGGCGGCUCCUACCCAAAGUCCACUGGGCAGCCCCUUCAGCCUCGAGAAGCCCAGCAGCCCUUCGUUGUACCAGCAGGGCUUCAAUCAGAAACUUUCCAUGGCCAGCAUGCCACCAAAGAGCUCCGCCAAAGCUGGUGGCACCUACCUGCAGCCAAAUCGUGUGGCAAUGCUGAGCCAGCCUCCAAACUCUUUGGGGCCAAACUCCACGAGCAGCCAGGCUCCGUUGCUGAACUACGCUAACACUAAACGGUUGACCCAUUUUGAAAUGUCCGACGGCCAAAGAGUGGUGGUACAGAACCAGAACAAAACCGCAAUGUUUGCGUACAUGAGGCAGCAGCAGCAGCUUUCCCACCUCGGCGAGGAACAGAAACGACUGCUCGUGAUGAAACAAAAGGAGCUGACCCAGAGUAGCAUGACGUACAGACCUCAUCUGCAGCACAGCCAGGAUCAACAUCCAGGAAACGUCACCAGGACGCAAAAUACCGUCCAGGGAUCGGGUCCAACGACGCAGCCUCCCCCAGUUUCCAUUGCCGGCAGCCACGGCAACGCGGGUUACCUGAGUGGCCAACAGCAGGCUGUGGCCAUGAAGCAGCAGCUGCUGAUGGAUCAGCAAAAACAGCGAGAGCAGCAACUGCAGCUGAUGGAGCAACAGAAGCAGCAGUACCUGCAGCGGCAGCAGCAACUCCUGGCCGAGAGGGAGAAGCAGAGGAAACAUCAGGAGCAACAGUUACAGAGGCAUCUCACCAGGCCCCCACUUCAAUAUCAAGAUCAGCAGCAAAACCCGUACCAUGUUGAGCAGGUCAGCCAGUUUCAGGGUUCUCCUCAAGUUCUUCAAACGGUUGGAAAUCUGUCCACGUCAAGUCCAGGUGGCCCGCGAUUGUUCUCCCAGAGUCAAAACAUGAUCCAGAUUGCACCGAGCCAGAUUGCUGCCUCCUCCAGUGGCUCAGCUGCCUCCCAGUCAGAGCUGGGAGUGACCCAGUACAGUAACAUGCACAAUGUCCAACAGGGAAUGUACAACGUGGGCUCGAGUCUGAACCAAAUGCUUUCACAGGAUACGAUCACAAAUGGGCAGCAUUCAAACUCAUUGCAGAGGCAACCAAGUAGGACUCGAGGCACCCCCGUACUAACGGGGUACAGUCAGAAUCACCUCGGCAACUCCAGCCUUGCACAGCAGCAGCAGCUUAGCAAAGGACCUGUGAAUCAGGCGGUGUCAAAAACUCCCUUGCAGAGGUUACCCGGUGCUGUGGCGAAUCAGAAUUCCUCAUGGCAGCAUCAAGCUUUGCAAACCGUGAGCAACCAAAACCAACCCAGCAGUAACCUCGUAGCAUUCAGUAGUACCUCAACUUUCCAUGUGAGGCCAUCACACCCCAAAAUAGCAAGCCAGCAGUUUGUGCAGGGAAUGCCCCGUGCGAGUCUUCAGGCUGCCAGGCCGAUGGGAACUAUCAACUCCAGCAUCGGUGGACAGAUGAUGCCUACGUUAGGUGGCUCUCUGUCACAGACAAAUCCGCCCUCCCAAGCGGUUCCCAAUUUAACCCAGUCUGUUACGGACAUGGCAACCUUUGGCCCUGGCCAACAAAUGGGUGCAAGGAGCAGCCUCCACUGCAAUCAAAGUUUCCAGGUAAGAAGCUCCAGUCAGGAACUACCGUUUAGUUUCGGUGGUCAGGCUGGUGGCAGCACACUUCAGGGACUGCCAGGAGACACGGACCUGAUGGACUCCUUGUUGAAAAACAGGACUACGGAAGAAUGGAUAAUCGAUUUGGACGAGUUUCUGGGAUCUCAACAUUGAAAGGCAGUCUGUCACCAAUAUUUUGGGGAAAGUGUAAUUAUGGAUUUUUUUUUAAAAAAACAGUUUGGGACCAAAAAUAACUAUCGAAUCUGUGUGGCACAUGACAGGUGAAAAUGUAUGGUUGGGAAAAAUUUGUGGGCAGUUGUAAUAAUUGCUAUCUUACUGGCAAGUUGCACAAAGUUCUGGAGUAUCUCAGUGGGGCAGGCAGCAUCUGCGGACGGCGUGGAUCAGUGACGUUUUGGGGUGGGAUUCUUCAGACUUAAGUAGUCCUGAUCUGAAACACCACCCGUCCAUGUUCUCUAGCGAUGCCUGAGCCGCUGAUUUACAGCAGCACUUGGUUUUCUUUUGUAAACCAGCAUCUACAGUUCCUUGUGUCUCCAUGUCAUGUUACAAUUUUGUAUUUUAAAACAUAUACACCCACGUUAUUUAACACCCAAGCUCUUUUGAUCCAUUGCUGAUCAGGAAGUCUUAGGCAAAUCACUUCAUUCUUUUUCUCACCCAUCAGCUCACAACAGUCAAGUCAUGCAAGGGGAAAAUAUUGCAAUUGCUCCCUUGAAAUCCAGUCCAUCAUUUUUAUAUUGUUUCUGCCCCCUCUGCCAAGGGAAUGGCAUCUAUUUUUCUUCCUUGAAGACUCCUUAGUUUUUAUUCACAAUCACCUCUACCUUAAUUUCUAAAGAAUACUACAGCCUGAACAUAUCCAGAAUCUCCCAUCAGAUAAACCUUUUUCGCCACAUUGUGCAAUAUCCUCUUAUGUACACUUCUGUGGUGGGGCAGGAUUUAUAACAAGUAGCAGACUUCUUUGAAUCCAAUCAAGAAUGUACAUCUAGCCCCGCCAUGGCCCGUUCUACAUUUUAGUUGUGCUGCCUCCACCACAGUUUUUAUUUUUCUUCUCGGUGUAGUCAGUAUUUUUAUUCUUCAAGCUUCUUGCUUUUGGCUUGGUCUGCAACACCCUUACACUCCAGCUGCACAUUUCCAGACAGCAAGGGCUGGUUAGCUCUGUAAAGUAAUUGCUGGAGUUCUUGAACAUUUCAAGUGCUGCAUUUUUACAAGUCAUGCUAAUCGUCCUGAUCUUUGUUUUUCUUUUUGUUUUGGCAUAGUCUCUGUUUUAAAUUGCGGUUACUAUCCACUACUUUUUUACUUCCUGUAAAGUAAUUGAAUGGUGUAUAGCUGUUCAUUUGAGGGGAAGCAGGUUUUUCCCUUUUGCACUACUUAGAUUUCUGGGCUUUAGUCACGCUCAUCGAUUCUUAGAACUGUCGUGGUGAAGAGAUCGUUCAGCCUGUCAUGUCAGUUCUGGCUAAAUAAAUACUAUACCGCCUUAUCCCAACUUCCAGCACUAACUGCGCCCCCUCUUCAUAAACACAUCCAAUAUCUCAGCAAAUAUUAUGAAGAUUUCUGACUACCACACCCUUCAGGCACUUCCAAACCCAAAGUAAACAUAGAAACAUAGAAAUUAGGUGCAGGAGUAGGCCAUUCGGCCCUUCGAGCCUGCACCGCCAUUCAAUAUGAUCAUGGUUGAUCAUCCAACUCAGUAUCCCGUACCUGCCUUCUCUCCAUACCCCCUGAUCCCCUUAGCCACAAGGGCCACAUCUAACUCCCUCUUAAAUAUAGCCAAUGAACUGGCCUCAACUACCCUCUGCGGCAGAGAGUUCCAGAGAUUCACCACUCUCCGUGUGAAAAAAGUUCUCCUCGUCUCGGUUUUAAAGGAUUUCCCCCUUAUCCUUAAGCUGUGACCCCUUGUCCUGGAGAUGGGAAAAUGUUUGGGAAAGUAGGUGGGAAAAUGUUCACCCUCUCAAUGUAAUCAAUUACUUUUAUAUUGUUUGUUGACUCUGCUAAGGAAAUGGGGUUCCUUUUAUUCUUUGAUGGUUCCUCAAUGAUAUACAUGAUCACAAGAAUACAGCCCUACCUUAGAUACAGCACAGGGAUAAUCAGCCCACAAUCUCUGUACCGAACAUGAUGCCAAGACCAACUAUAACCGGCCUGCAGGUAAUCCAUAUCCCUCCAUUCCCUGUGUAUCCAUGUGCCGAACAAAAUGUCUCUUCAAUGCCACUAUUGUAUCUGCCUCCACCACCACCCCUGCCAGCGUGUUCCAGGCGGUAACCACCCUUUAGAAUAAAAAAAACUUGCCCUGCACAUUUCCUUUAAACUUAGCCUCUCUCACUUUAAAGAUAUACCCUCCAGUAUUUGAUAUUUCCAUUUUCCAUACCGAGAAAAUGGCUGUCAACUCUAAUUGCCGAGAAAAUGCCUCUAAUAAUUUUAUAAAUUUAACAGAUUUCUCCUCAAUGUCUGAAGUUCCAGAGAAAACAAUCCAAGUCUGUCCAACCUCUUUUAGCUAAUGCUUAAGCUUAGGCAUCAUUCUGAUAAACCACUUCUGCACCCUCUUGAGCCUCGACAUCCUUUCUGUAAUGGGGCAAUCAAAAUUGCAUGUCAUACUCCAAAUGUGGCCUUACCAAAGACCAUUAAAGCAGCAAAAUGACUUCCUGGUGCACUGUUCCAACCAAUGAAGGCAAUCUUAACAAAUGCCGCCUUUGCCACUCUACCUUUAUGAACUUAAAUUUUAGCAAUGCAGCAUGGAAAUGGGCCCUUCAACCCAUGGAGAGCAAGCCAACCAUUACCUUUUCGAUCUAGUUCUAUCUUAUCCCAUUUUCUCAUCCACUCCUUCCUUACACACUAGGGACAAUUUACAGAGGGCCAAUUAACCUACAAACCUGUACAUCUUUGGGAUGCAGGAGAAAACCAGAGCUCCCGGGGGAAACUCACAUGAUCCCAGGGAGAAUGCGCAAACUCCGCACACAGCAUCCAAGGUUGGGAUCCAACCCGGAAAUCUGGUGUUAUGAUGCAGCAGCUCUACCAGCUGCGCCACCGUGCCGCCCAACAGAUAAUGAAAACGGUAAGGGUUUGCCCUUGUACAGACUUUCUUAACACCUAAAUCUUUCCAUCAUACAGUCCAUCUACUCCCUAUGGUUUAGCUCCUUGCAGGUUCUCAGGUACAUAACUUUGUGGCUCUGGAAUAACUUGCAAUUUCCUGCCACCUUCCUCACUCUUCCCCCAUGUUAUGUGCAAAACAUUCCCAACAUUGAGGUUUAAAUCAUUACUUUACUAGACGUAAGGGACUGAGAACGGGCACCUCUCGUUUUUAGCGUGUUUGAUUUAUGCACUUUUUAAAUAAUGUGCUUGCUCAUUUAAUACCAAAGCUUGAUUUACGUGCUUUAAUUUUGAGCACGUUAUUUCUAAAUACGCCUGAUUUACGUGCUUGUACUUUUGAAAUAGCGCGCUUAAAUUUACACCUAGAAGCGUAGUCAGGUAUAUGUUUGAUUCAUGAGUUUUGGGAUUACGCGAUGCUUUGCAAGAGCUUAGCCACUGCGUAAAACUCGAGGAGCCUGAAGUGAGCACUGUAGGCCCCAAUAUUCCAGUCACACAAAUAUUUCCCACCCUUCCAUGUACCUGUCUAAAUGUUUCUUAAACGUUGCAGUAGGACCUGCCUUAACUACCUCCUCUAGCAGCUGUAAAAAAAAAAGUUACCCCUCUGGUUCCUAUUAAAUCUUCCCUCAUCCUAAAACUAUGUCCUGUGGUUCUUGAUUCCUCUUUUAUGCGGGAUUCUGCGUUUACCCAAUCCAUUCCUCUCAUGAUUUUGUACACCUCUAUAUUCAUCCUCCUGUGCUCCAAGGAAUAAAGUCCUAGCCUGCUCAACCUCUCCCUCUCUCUCAGUCUCUUGAGUCCAGACAACAUUCUUGUAAAUCUUCUCUGAACCCUUUCAAACCCUUUCCAGCUAUCCAUUCAUUACCUCACACUUCCCGACUGAACCAAUUUUUGAUCUAAUUUGUGACUACCUUGGGUCUAAUGGGUGUUUAUCUUAUUCGGGCAGAUAAUCGCAAUGAAUAACUACAUAGGCAAUGACCACUCUGGGUAGUUCAAUGAAAAUUCAUUCUAUUUUUCAUCUUUGGUGUCCUUUGACACAAUAAUACUGACAGUGAUGGCUCGGUACCUUGGGUGCACGUGUUCAUUAGAAGGGCCUGUUUCCACUCUGUAUCUCCAAAGUAAAGAAUUUCAAACAAAUGUGCUCUAUAAUGAACCCAGCAACGUGAAGCCAUUGCCCUAGCAUUGCCCAUGUUAAGUAACCAGCGCCCACCAGCAGAAAGGCUUGCCCCUGCAUUGGCAAAGUCUUAACACCCCAUGCAAAACGUGUCCACUUCUGCAAUGAGCAAUAUCUUGCACUUUACUCCUUUACAUCCUGUCUCUCCUCCCGAGAGAAAGAGGUGAGGAGAGAGCUUCUAAACUAGUCUGUACUCAUGGCACUGUGGUCCCUCCAGUGUUCGGGCCCUCCUGAACUCCAUUGAAAUAUUUCAGAAUCAAACUUGGCUCAACCUUUAUAAGCAGUUAGAAGUUGGGAAAGAUUAAUUGCACUAUGCAUCUGGCCCUGUUUCAGCCCAUUUUGUUUUUUGAUUGUGGCAACACGGGGAUGCAUUUCAUCUGUUAUAUUCCACCCUCUGCCUCAUCUUUGUCUAGUGGGGUUCCUCUCUGACAGAGUUGUGCCUCACAUUGAUCUGCCUCAUGCAAACUUGUGUCUGGGAUUUAAAGGUCAAAGAGUGAUACAGCGUGGAAACAGGCCGGCUCAACUUGCCCAUGCCGACCAACAUGUCCCAUCUACACUGGUCCCUGCCUACAUUGAGCCUAUAUCUGUCUAAUCCUAUCCUAUCCAUGUUCCAGUCUAAAUGUUUCUUAAAAGUUGCAAUAGUACCUGCCUCAACUACCUCCUUCAGCAGCUCGUUCCAUACACCCACCACCACAUGUAAAAAGUUACCCUGUUAAAUUUCUUCCCCCCACCCCCACCCACCUCAAACCCAUGUCCUCUGGUUCUCGAUUCCCCAACUCUGGGCAAGAGACUGCAUUUAUCCUGUCUAUUCCUCGCAUUAUUUUGUACACCUGUAUAAGGUCACCCCUUAUCCUACUGCGCUCAUCGGACAGGGUUAGACUUUUACCUUUGCCUGUGUCUGACCAUGAAUUAUCCAGGUCUACCAGCCAGACAAAUGAUGCAUUGUUAUCCCAACCAUCCAUUUCCCUGACUCGUGGUUGAGAUGUUUUACGGAAAAUACACUGCCCCUCCGAUCAAGGUGCUUGCAGUAUCUUAAUGUUUGAAUUAGUUAAAGUGUGUGUACAUAAAUGUUUACAUUUUUAUAAAAUUGAUAAAAGUAUUUAGGUCUUUGUCUGUAAUAUAUUUUUACAUUUUAGAGUUUAAAAAAAAAAAGCAUUUCUUGCUAUGAUUUUUGUAAGUCUUGAUUCUGCACUUGAUUAUAUUGACUUGUUCUGCCUAACCACGCUGUAUUUGGCUGUAAUGUCAGAUCUUAAACCCACACCACGCACCUUUUUUAGAAAUGUUCUGGCAAAAAAAAACCUAUGGCCAAACCUUGUUUGAAAGUUACUUCCCACACCUCUGAAGAAGGGUCCAGACCCAACACGUCAGCUAUCCAUGUCUUCCAGACAUGCUGCCUAUCCCGCUAAGUUACACUAGUACUAUAUUUCCCUCCUUUCUUCUAAAUUACGCAAAGUACUGGAUUAACUCAGCUGGUCAGGCUUCAUCUCUGGAGAACAUGGAAAGCUGACGUUUCGGAUCAGGUCCUGAAGAGGUCUGAAGAAGGGUCCUGACCCGAAAUGUCAUCUAUCCAUGUUCUCCAGAGAUGCUGCCUGAGCUGUUCCAGCACUUUGUGUUCUUUCGAGUAUUAACCAGGAUCUGCAGUUCUUUGUUUCUUUCCCCUUCCCCUGAACACUUGAUUACUUCUGCAUGUUUAAAUUAACAUGUAUCUGAGUUUGUUUAAGGAAUAUUAUGGUGCGUGUGCGGUAACUGUUAUCAAGCUGAAAUGACAUUUAUUUAUUCCUGAGAAAUAUGUUCUCGGUGAUCUUUUGCUACCAAUCCACGCGUCUUCCAGAAAUUAAUUGUUACUACUUCAGUCUAUUUGUUAUUCAGUUCAGUUCCCACCUCCCCAGGUAACUAACUUUAUCCAUUUUAUUCCUGCCAUCACAGGGAUUUUAAACUUGUUGUCACAGCACUUUGAAUAUUUCCUACUCAAAGCCAUUUCUUUAAACAGAAUAGCAAUUUUUUUUAAUGGAGAAUUAUGUAGCUUUUACUUUUUUUGUUAAUAUAAUUCAGGUAAAAUCUGUGUGUGCAGUUUGAACACGGCUGUAUAACUUUGUGUAAAGCAGGCUGUAUAUGGUGCUUGCUUUUCUUUUUGAUCCCUUAUAUUUUUUAAUGUUUUUUAUGUUAAAUUAUUUAAAUGGUAUAAACAUUUUUUUGAGUUUAACAAUGUAAUUCAGAAUAAGGCUGUCAUUGUGUAAACUUUUGGCACCAAUUCCAUGUAGAAUCCCAGAUUCCACGGUGACUGGUGAGAAUUUAAUUUGUGACCAACUACUCGCCUCUUUCCACGGGUUACAUUUGCUGUGUGUUUCCCUCUCUCCCUGCUCAAGGGCAAUCUGUAUAAUCACUCACUAAAAAUGCAUUAUAAUGACUGAAAAUUAAUUGCUCUUUGUUACUGUUUAAGCCACACAAUUGCAAGAACUUAGUGCGCAAAUCAAAUUCUAACCAGAUGGAUGUUGUUUGUAUCUGGGUUCCUUCACAUUAAUGGGUUCUGAUUUUUUUUCUACCGAGUGAAUCUGCUUACUAAUAGAGAUUCUAUCAUACGAUUUGCUUAUUUUGUUUUGAAAUAGAGGGUGACCUUGAACCUUAUGAAUUCUCCAGGGCUGUUUUGUACAACAGUAAUAUUCCGUUUCUAAAAUGCUUGGCAGAGGAGUUUUUCACACAAGUAAACAAGACACACAAAGUGCUGGAGUAACUCAGCAGGACAGGCAGCAUUUCUGGAGAACAUGGAUCGGUUUAGAACACGGGCCUGGAAAAGGGUGCUGUCUGACCCACUGAGUUACUCCAGCACUUUUGUGUCUUUCUUUUUGUAAACCAGCAUCUGCGGUUCCUUGUGCCCACAGUUCGCACUCCAGUAGUUCCGUCUCCAGUAGGCUGCUUCUGGCUCUCGCCUCCAUGUCUGUGAGGGGGUGUUUGAAGCAGCUGGCCACCCAUCUGCCAUCCUUACCCGAAGGGAGAUUAAAUUCCAGCUACAGUGCUCAGCCUGCCACUUAGUAACUUGUUCUGCAUGGUAUUAAAAUCCCUGGGGCAUGGUCAUGAAUCAUAGAACAUGCAGCACAAAGUCAGUACCAGCCAUGAUACCAAUUUAAAAUAGUUCCUAUAUCACAUCUGAAGAAUCUUGACCUGAAACGUCACCUAUCCAUGUUCUCCAGACUGACUCGCAAAAUUCUAGCAUCUGCAGUUCCUUGUGUCUAAUAUAAUUCCAUUUGCCUUCACAUGGUCUUGAUCCUUCUAAAUUCUGCUGGUUCAUGUGCCUGCCUAAAUAUCUCUUGAGCAUCACUAUCAUGUGUCUUUCCAUCACCAUCGCUCGCAGUGGAUUCCAGGCACCCACCACCCUCUGGGUAAAAAUAAAAAUAAUAAUCUUGCCUCACACAACUCAUUUAAAACUUUUCCCUCUUGCGUUAGACCAUUGUACACUAGUCUCUGACAUUUCCACCCUGGGGGGAAAAGAUUCUGACUGUCUACCCUAUCUAUGAAGCUCAUAAUUUUAUAUAUGGGCACCUUGCGUUUUACGUAUGCUUGAUUUGUAUGUUUUUGAAAUAACACGCUUGUUCCUUUUAAUACCAAAGCUUGAUUUACGGUUGGUAUUUUUGGAAUAACACGCUCAAAUUUACACCUGAUGGCAUAGUCACGUAUAUGUUUAACUUAAAUAUUUUUGCAUUACGUGUUGCUUUUCAAGCACGUAAUUCCAGUGUAAAAUGUGAGGAGCCAGUUCUUCUAUCAGGCCUCCCCUUAACCUUUAGACGUUACAGAUACAGCAUGGAAACGGGCCCUUCGACUCAGCAAGUCCGCGCCAACUAGCAAACACUCCGUACACUCGCACUAUCCUACCCACCAGGGCCAAUUUUUACCAAAGCCAAUUAACCUACAAAUCAGUAUGUCUUUGGUUCUUGAAGCUCCAGUGAAAACAAAGUAAAUCUGUCCCUGUCGCUAAUAGCCUCUAAUCCAGGCAACAUCUUGACAAACGUCUUCCAAAGCCUCCACGUUCUUUCCAUGAGGCCAUCAGAACCACUGAGUGUGGCAUCAUGGGGUCUUUAGCAGUGUUGGUAGCACUGAUACAUAGUUUAUCUGUAGUACAGAUUUCAGAGUUAACUGAUUUAUUGUCUUGAGGUGGGCAUUUAACAAACACAACAUUUAGGCCAAACGCAAAUUGGAGGAAUGGCUUGGGCAACUUAAAACCCAGCGGGAUGUAUUGAUUUCGUUAAGGAACCCUUGUGUCCCCUCUUUCUCCGUCCCUCCCCCACCCUUGUCGUCAUACUAGUUUCACGGUCGUCCUGCUGAGUUUCAUUGUUUGUAUCACUCAUUAUCACCCUCUCCACAGCCAACAAUGGACCAUUGUGGACUCCAUCUUUUCUUGAUCCUCGUUGCUGGCUUUGAUUUGUCCUUUUGCAUAUCUGUCAUUCAUUUGUUCUAUGUUCCUUUUCAUAUUUCUCAUUUCCCUCUCCCCUCACUUGCAGUCUCAAGAAGUGUCUUGACUUGAAACGUCACCUGCCCAUGUUCUCCAGAGAUGCUGUGUGACCCGCUGAGUUACUCAAGCACUUUGUGUCUAUCUUGAACAUUUAACUUGUUUACUGUGGUUAACAACUUCCUGCAGUACGGGCCCUUUUUGAGUUUGUGUCUCUGGUUGAGUGAGGAUCAUACUACCUUGGCAGCGUGUGGCCGAUUGUGUGGGGAUGCUAUUACUGUUUGGUGGGUAGGUUUAAUUUUAAACACACUCUGGAACUUGAACUGACCAGACUACAAUAAAGGGAUAGACACAAAGUGCUGGAAUAACUCAGCAGGUCAGGCAGCAUCUCUGGAGAAAAAGGAUGGGUCAGGAUCCGUCUUCAGACUGAAAAAGUAAGACGAGCGUCUGAAAAACGUCCCCAUCCAUUUUCUCCAGAGAUGUUGGUUGACCUGAGUUACUCCAACAUUUUGUGUGUCUAUCUUUGGUAUAAACCGUCAUCUGCAGUUCUUUGUUUUGGCAACUACAACAGGGAUCAACUGGAGUCUCGCCUCCCCUGAUUGAUGUGGCAAUGGAUCACACUGUUCUGAGCUACAACCACUCUCCCGCCUCCCCUGCUACCACCACAUCCUUGUUAUAAUUACCCUCAACUGCGGUUUGGCCAUGGUGGGUUUUUUUUUUUUCUAUCAUAAACUACAUGUAUCUGUAAAUAUAACUCAAAAUCUUAGGAAUCAUGUGUGAAUAAAGACUUCUUCAUGAUA
Molecule: messenger RNA, 12530 nt
Organism: Leucoraja erinaceus (little skate)
Lineage: Eukaryota; Metazoa; Chordata; Chondrichthyes; Rajiformes; Rajidae
Gene: maml1
Product: mastermind-like transcriptional coactivator 1
Exons: 5
Coding region: 203-3199 (998 amino acids)
Biological process (GO): Notch signaling pathway; positive regulation of transcription of Notch receptor target
Cellular component (GO): nuclear speck; nucleoplasm
Molecular function (GO): transcription coactivator activity
Source: RefSeq, a predicted model, not a curated record